This is a messenger RNA of Orbicella faveolata, 1397 nucleotides long. RefSeq lists its product as uncharacterized. Lineage: Eukaryota; Metazoa; Cnidaria; Anthozoa; Scleractinia; Merulinidae. Gene Ontology annotation, biological process: proteolysis. The record is from RefSeq and is a predicted model, not a curated record. Gene Ontology annotation, molecular function: metallocarboxypeptidase activity; zinc ion binding.
GAGACAAGCACUAAUUAUAAGUAAUAGAAAACAACAUAUUUUGAACAUGUUAGUCAGAACUUUUCUUUUUGCAUGUUUAAACCUAUGUCAUUUACCAGCAUAAUAGAUUAUUUAUGUACAAAGUAAUUAAUGGCUGUCUUGAGCAAGUCACAGCUAUCACAAUGUGUUACACAUUAUUUUCAUGCCCCAGGAAUAUCUUCAAACCUUGAGGAAUGACCCUGUGCGGUCCAGAAUUUGCAAACAGAGAGUGUUAUGCCGAACUCUUGCUGGGAACUUUGUUUAUGCACUGACAGUGACCAACCCAUCAAGACGACCAGCUGAUGCCGAGGCUAAACAAGGAGUGGUUUUAACUGCAAGGGUUCAUCCCGGCGAGACAAACUCAAGUUGGAUGAUGAAAGGCCUUUUAGAUUAUCUCACAAGCAAUGCUCCUGAUGCAAAGCUUCUGCGAGACACGUUCAUUUUCAAGAUUGUUCCCAUGUUAAACCCAGACGGAGUUAUUGUUGGUAACUAUCGCUGUUCACUGGCUGGCAGAGAUCUGAACAGGAACUACAAGACAGUGCUCAAGGAUUCAUUCCCUCCCAUCUGGCAUGUUAGGAAUAUGGUUCGAAAAUUAUUGGAGGAACGAGACAUAACGCUAUAUUGUGAUCUCCAUGGGCAUAGUCGCAAGCAGAAUGUUUUCAUUUAUGGCUGUGAAAAUCGAUUUGACCCUCUGAAACGAUUGAGGGAAAGAGUCUUUCCCGUGAUGAUUUCUAAAAACGCGCCAAGCAAGUUUUCAUUUAGAGGCUGCAAAUUCAAGGUGCAAAAGAGCAAGGAAGGCACAGGUCGAAUUGUAAUGUGGAACAUGGGAAUCUUGAACAGUUUCACGAUGGAGGCAACCUUCUGUGGCUCAUCGCUGGGUAAACGGGCCGGAUAUCAUUUUAACACAGCAGACUUUGAGUCCAUGGGAUAUCACUUAUGUGAUACGCUGCUUGAUUACUGCGAUCCUGAUGAUUCCAAGUAUGUUUCCAUCUUAAGCGAGCUGGAGUUGAAAAUGAAGGCAGAGAUCUUAGAAAAGAUGAAACGUAGAGGCAUCGCAGCGCCCAACCUGACCGAGUCUGACAUAGAUCUGGACCUCAAUUACACUUCUGACAUCGAAUCAAGCACUGGUGGCUCGGACAGCUCUGUGUCAGAUGGUCUGCCCAUGCAUCUUAUUUAUGCUCCUGAAGGACUCAAAAUGGUAAGACAGAUCAGGAAUGCUUACAUUUAAUGUUCGAUUAUUUGUAUUACUACCAAUGUUGGUAUCGUCUUCUUCCUUAAACCCCGCUUAAACCUAACCAUAAAAGAAAACAAGAGAUGUCACGAAGAUCGUAGUUAACUACAUGUAAAUAGGCAUGCCAGUGUUUUUAGUAAGUCACGCG